AUGUUGCCCCUUGAAGGUCGUAGCCAGACGAUCUUUAUCGUUACUACUAUCUUCCUUGGAAUCUCAUUUAUUGCCGUGUGUCUACGAUGCUUCGUGCGCCUUCGGAUUGUCAAGGCCUUUGGCUGGGAUGAUAGCUUUAUGGUAUGCGCAAUGUUAUUAAAUAUCUUGUUUGCGUUAUGCGGUAUCACUGGCGCAUUAUAUGGAAUAGGACAAAAAUCCAAUGAUCUCGUGAAGAGGGGUACGAUAGAAACCGCAAUGUUUUGGUGGUGGCUCGGCCAAACCAUCUAUGUCUGGACUUGUGGGCUGGCCAAGAUCUCUAUCGCAUCCGCCCUCCUCCGCUUGACGGUUUCCAAUGCCCAUAAACUCGUGUUAUGGGCUGUGAUUGGCGUCACUUGUAUUAUUGGUCUUGUCUUCUGGUUCAUGUUGACAUUGCAAUGUCAACCGGUGGAGUUCUUCUGGCAACAAGUUCGCCUUUUGUCGAACCCUCAUGCCAAUGUUUCUGGCACUUGCAUGAACCUUGACCAUAUCAUUGCCAUAGCCUAUGUCUACAGUAUCACCGCUACACUGUGUGAUCUGAUCCUGGGUCUUUUGCCUAUUGCCCUGGUGUGGAACUUGCAGAUGAACCUAAGGACCAAGGCUGCCUUGGCGGGCAUUCUGGGAAUGGGAUGCAUUGCGAGCGCGGCAGUCAUCAUUCGCAUUCCCUUCUUACACAACUACGAAGAUACUGACUUCCUAUAUGCAACCGCCAACAUCUCAAUCUGGUCCAAUGUCGAAGCCGGCCUCGGAAUCGCCGCAGGCAGUCUAGUAACUCUUCGACCGUUAUUCCGCUGGUUCCGCGACCCCAGCUCUAUGGGAGAAAGUAGGAGCAAAAGCAAGCGCACCGGCGGCAGCAUGCCUCUCUCAAGCAUCAACGGAGUGCGCUCCACCACAUCCAACCCGCAAUACUGGCGACCAGACAUAGAUCCGGAAGACCAACACAUGGUGGUUACGACUAUUCAAACCUCGAAUGGAUCGGAGGCGAGCCGGACGAGUAGCCAAGAAGAUCUGAAUCCGAGACACACUGGCACAUUCUUUCAGGGGGUGAAUGUCCAAAAAACGUUUUAUGUUUCAGAGGAUCAGAGGUAG
Molecule: messenger RNA, 1125 nt
Organism: Penicillium verrucosum
Lineage: Eukaryota; Fungi; Ascomycota; Eurotiomycetes; Eurotiales; Aspergillaceae
Exons: 5
Coding region: 1-1125 (374 amino acids)
Source: RefSeq, a predicted model, not a curated record